Paramecium pentaurelia is the source of this 669-nucleotide messenger RNA. NCBI's taxonomy places the organism in Eukaryota, Ciliophora, Oligohymenophorea, Peniculida, Parameciidae. The record is from the annotation of a GenBank genome assembly.
AUGCUUUUUAAUCAAAGAAUCUGGAAAAAAUUAAUUUAUCCAAUUCCACGAUAUUAUUUUUUCCAGCCAGCUUUAUUUGAUAUUAACAAGGAUUAUUAUAAGAUUUCAAAUUGCAAUCACACUAAAUCAGAUCAAAAAUUGAAAUAAGAUUAUUAUAAAUAACAUAAUUACCAACAUAAUCAAUAAAGAAAAGCUUAAAUAAAUAAUAGAAAUUUUGGAUGUAUUCUAUAAUAUGUUGAUAUAACAAUCAUGCGUUAUUGAUAUUUAAUGUGGACUUUUUUGAACAGCACAAAAAUUAAGAAUAAAAUACUACAAUAAAAUACAAUAAUAGUUGAUUUCUUAUAAAAUAUUUCAACAUCAUAAGAUUUCAAUCAUUCUAAUCCAAAAAGAUUUUCAGAAAUACAAGAAAAUAAUAAUUCUCUCAAGAUUAAAUAAAAAUAUAAAAGUAAUUUGAAAAUUGAUAACAUAUUAUAGAUGGCCAAUUCAAUUAAUUUUCUUAAACAUAUCAAUAAGCAAUAAAAAAUGAUUAUGAAUUUAAAUAAAUUCAUACAUUUAUCAAUUUCCUAAAAAUGGAAUAUUAAUUUCAUAAAGAAAGAAAACUCAGAUAGAAAAUUAAAAAAGAACAAACAAUUUCCUAUUUUUACAAUAUAUAAAGUAAUCUUUAAAUGA